This is a messenger RNA of Caenorhabditis remanei, 372 nucleotides long. RefSeq lists its product as uncharacterized. Bases 1 to 372 code for a protein of 123 amino acids. The record is from RefSeq and is a predicted model, not a curated record. The transcript has 2 exons. Lineage: Eukaryota; Metazoa; Nematoda; Chromadorea; Rhabditida; Rhabditidae.
AUGUAUUCUCAACUCCCCGACCCAAGCCCUGCCAAUGUCAACAGAGGAUAUUAUAGUGUCCAAUACGAUAGAUGGCUACCAAGUUUAUCACCAUCUCCACAACCAGAACCACCACCGCCAUCACCAUCUGAAAUUCCACUACCUCCAUCGCCUCCGCCUGCCACACCAACCAAAAGGAAGAAUGGAAAACAAAUGAUUUCCAUGAAAUCUAGAAAGCCCAGAACUCCAAAACAGAGGGGAGUGACAUUGCGAGAUGGGCGAGCAUUUGUCUGCAUCACCUUGUGUAUGGAAUGUAAGGAUACAAUCAAAGUUGAAGAGGGCCUCCUCAAAAUUUCUUUGUGUUCUCCAUGUAAAACUCGUUUGUUGAAGUAA